Molecule: messenger RNA, 2072 nt
Organism: Phaedon cochleariae (mustard beetle)
Lineage: Eukaryota; Metazoa; Arthropoda; Insecta; Coleoptera; Chrysomelidae
Source: the annotation of a GenBank genome assembly
AUUCAAAUUCAAAUAUCAAAAUAUGGAAGAAGUAUUUUGUUGAAUUUUUGAUGUCUGUGUCGAUUAAAGUUAACGAAAAAUAGACUAUUUCGAAAAAUAAUUGAAGUAAUAUGUCAUGUUUUAAAAAUGUCAAACAAAAGGCUCUUGUUGUUCAUGAUUAUUUUCCAUUUAUCUUCAGCACUGAGAACAUAUACCAAGGAAGAUUUAGUUAAAUUAAGGGAAGAAGUGCGAGAAAUGUUCUAUCAUGCAUAUAAUAGCUAUCUGAAAUAUGCUUAUCCCUAUGAUGAACUAAGGCCACUUAGUUGUGAUGGAAUGGACACCUAUGGAAGCUAUUCUUUAACAUUAAUAGAUGCCCUAGAUACCCUAGCAAUAAUGGGAAACUAUUCAGAAUUCCAGAGAGUUGUAGAUAUAUUGUCAACAAAAACUGAUUUUGAUGCUAAUAUCAAUGUGUCUGUUUUUGAAACAAAUAUUCGUAUUAUAGGAGGACUCCUUAGUGCACAUUUGAUGUCAAAUAAGGUCGGAAUGAAACUAGAACCCGGCUGGCCAUGCAACGGCCCACUUCUGAGGCUGGCAGAAGACGUGGCAAAACGAUUAGUGGCGGCUUUCGACACGAAAACCGGCAUGCCUUACGGAACUGUCAAUUUGCACAGCGGCGUGCCGAAGGGCGAGACGACCGUCACGUGCACGGCCGGGGUCGGGACGUUUAUCGUCGAGUUCGGGGCUCUGAGCAGGCUUACAGGAGAUCCCUUGUAUGAGGAGGUGGCUAUGAAUGCCCUAUACUCCCUCUUCAACCACAAAUCCCAGCUGGGGCUGUACGGCAACCACAUCGAUAUCGAUUCCGGGCGAUGGACGGCCCAGGACGCCGGCAUUGGUUCCGGAGUUGACUCCUUCUUCGAGUACCUCGUCAAGGGAUCCAUCCUGCUGCAGAGGCCUGAACUGAUGGAGAUGUUCUACGAGUCCAAAAAGGCCAUCGACAAGUACAUGAAAAAGGACGACUGGUACAUGUGGGUGUCGAUGACGAAGGGACAGGUAACGUUACCGGUGUUCCAAAGUUUGGAGGCUUAUUGGCCCGGAGUUUUGAGUUUAAUAGGAGAAACAUCUAGUGCCAUGCGCACAUUGCACAACUACCAUCAAGUGUGGCAGCAAUACGGAUUCACUCCAGAAUUCUUUUACAUUCCCCAGAACGAGGCGGGCAGUCACAAAGAGAGCUACCCAUUGCGACCCGAGCUUAUAGAGUCGAUCAUGUAUCUGUACCGGGCAACAGAAGAUCCUUUUCUUCUGCAAGCCGGCGAAGAUAUCCUGAGGAGUAUCCAGCACAGUGCGAAAACUCCGUGCGGAUAUGCAACAAUCAAAGACGUGAGGGACCACAGGAAAGAAGACAGGAUGGAAUCAUUUUUUCUAUCGGAAACAACCAAAUAUCUCUACCUCCUUUUCGACACAGACAAUUUCAUUCAUAAUCAAGGCCAAUCUGGCACUAUCAUCGAUACGCCUAACGGAGAAUGUGUCAUUGAUGCAGGAGGGUAUAUUUUCAACACUGAAGCUCAUCCUAUCGACCCUAGCGCCCUGCAUUGUUGCCACAGCGUUUCAAACAAAAACAUUUUUGAUUUGAAGGAGAUCGAGAAAAAUAAAGCUCUGUUCAUGGGCGAAGGAAUCAAAGAAAAAAAGAUACCUGUCGAACCAUGUCAACAGCAAAAUGAGUUUGACGAUCCCAAAGAAGACGAUGAAGUCCUCACCAUAACUACAGAAUCUGCUAACAGUUAUGUCAAACUAGAAGAUAAUGAUAGUAUUAGCCAAAAGAUCCUCGUUUCUGAUGAGGAUUAUCAAGACAAUGCAUCUUAUCUCGAUGACACUGAAGAAAUGUCAUUCCCGAAGCUCUUGAACCAAAUAUUGGUGAAGGAAGAGAAGACAUUCGAUCCACAGGAGAUGUUGGAGAAGUUUCGCACGGAAAACAAGUAUCCGAGGAACUCAACGUGGGAAAAUAAUUUCAAGUUGUUGUCAUGUAAAGGCCAGCCUUUCUUGCAGAGGUUAUCUAUACUGGGAGAAUUUUUUACUAAAUAAAGUUUUGGAUGAUU